This is a messenger RNA of Daldinia decipiens, 3369 nucleotides long. RefSeq names its product Aspartate/glutamate/uridylate kinase. NCBI's taxonomy places the organism in Eukaryota, Fungi, Ascomycota, Sordariomycetes, Xylariales, Hypoxylaceae. The transcript has 3 exons. Gene Ontology annotation, cellular component: mitochondrial matrix; mitochondrion; cytoplasm. Gene Ontology annotation, biological process: L-arginine biosynthetic process. Bases 276 to 2966 code for a protein of 896 amino acids. The record is from RefSeq and is a predicted model, not a curated record. Gene Ontology annotation, molecular function: N-acetyl-gamma-glutamyl-phosphate reductase (NADP+) activity; NAD binding; L-glutamate N-acetyltransferase activity, acting on acetyl-CoA as donor.
UUUUUUUUUUCCCUUGGUCACGGUACAAAGUUCUCCAAGGAUAUCAGUAUCACGGCCACUUUAUCUGCCCCUCUUCAUAAUAUUCUAACAAUGUGAACUUGAAAAUCUUACACAUAGCAACUUUUAAUUUUCUUCUAGUUCCUCUCCCUUCGAAGCUUUUUCAAAGCUUCGUUGCCGACAGCUUGAUCCCCGUCGUGAUACCACGGCUGUAUAGGCCGUGGAAGUGCCAAUUGGACUUCAGGACUUAGUCGUUCACUUUUUCGACUCUUGACAAUAUGAUGUCGGUACGCGCUUUGCGAGCAGCCGUGAGGGCUGGCUCUCGUCGUGUCUCUCCCCGAGCCACUCUUCUGACUCCUGCAGUCGCCACAAGCCUCUCCCUGCGAACAUCACAAGCUGCUUAUUCUUCCGCCCGAUCGAACGACUCGACUACGCGUGCCGCCGUUAUACAGGUGCUUAACAACGUCGGAUCUAAGCGCGAGGUCAAGCAAUACCUUUCCCAUUUCUCCUCCGUCUCCUCUCAGCAAUUCGCUGUGAUCAAGGUCGGAGGUGCUAUCUUGACCGACUAUCUGGAUGAACUCUGUUCAUCGCUGGCCUUCUUAUACCAUGUCGGACUUUUCCCUAUCAUCGUCCAUGGUGCUGGCCCCCAGCUCAACAAGCUCCUCGAGGAUGCAGGUGUCGAACCCCAGUUUGAGGAGGGAAUUCGUAUUACCGACGGCAAGACCUUGGGGAUUGCGAGACGACUUUUCCUAGCGGAAAACCUGAAGCUCGUUCAGCGUCUAGAAGAGAUGGGCGUCCGCGCUCGACCCAUCACUUCGAGCGUCUUCACCGCUGAUUAUCUCAACAAGGAUAAAUGGAAGUUCGUUGGAAAAAUCACCGAAGUUAACAAGGAGCCUAUUCAAACUGCUAUAGAAAACGGCUAUCUACCUAUCCUUACUUCCAUGGCAGAGACGAGGGAGGGUCAGGUGCUGAAUGUCAAUGCCGAUGUCGCAGCGGGAGAGCUAGCUCGCGAACUCGAACCGCUCAAGGUUGUCUAUCUUAGCGAGAAGGGUGGGUUGUUUGACGGUAACGUGCAGAAGAUCUCUGCCAUCAAUCUCGAUGAGGAAUACGACCACAUCAUGUCACAGCCCUGGUGCAAGUUUGGAACCCGAUUAAAGAUACGCGAGAUUAAGGAACUUCUAGAAACUCUUCCGCGUUCGUCUAGCGUCGCUAUCAUACAUCCUGCAGACCUGCAGAAGGAGCUGUUCACAGAUUCCGGGGCCGGCACUCUAAUUCGCCGAGGGGAUAAGUUGAUGACUGCAGAGAGCGUUGCAGACUUUAGCGAUCUUGAAAAGUUAAAGGAUGUGCUUGUUCGGGAUCGCGAAGUCCGUGAUGCUAGGGCCACGGUGGAUCGUUACUUAGAGUUUUUGAGCGGACGGAAAUUCAAGGCUUAUUUUGACGAACCCAUGAAGGCUCUUGCGGUUGUCCUUGACCCUGCUCUAGACCAAUCAUAUUCGACCUUGGCCACUUUGACGAUAACUAAGUCCGGCUGGUUGACAAACGUCGCUGACAACCUCUUUGCUGCUAUUAAAAAGGAGUACCCUAGCUUAGUCUGGACUGUCAAGGCCGAUGAUGAAAAUCUUACGUGGUUCUUCGACAAGGCCGACGGAAGCAUUGUCAGAGGCAACGAUGUCAUGUUCUGGUACGGCAUCGAGCCUGGAGAGGAAUUAAACAAGCUCAUGAGAGAAUUCACCCUCCACGGCCGAGCAAUGCUUGGCGAUUCCAACCUAGAGUCGAGGCUCCACCGGGCAGCCCAGAUUGCCUCCGAGAAUCUACGAGCACACUUUGCGUCCGGCUCCGUGGCUAACCAGGCCCGAGGCUAUUCUACGCUUGCCCGUCGUUCUGUUUUAGGAGCUACAUCAAUGGGUGCCUUCUCCCGCGGAUCGCGCAGAGGCUUUGCAACAGAGACUAACCCUAAUCCACCAUACGGCAAGAAGCAUGCAUCGAAUACGCAACCCUCUAGGGUCGCGCUGAUUGGCGCUCGAGGCUACACUGGUCAGAAUCUGAUUAGUCUUAUCAACACGCAUCCUAAUUUCGAGCUUCGUCACGUGUCAUCACGAGAAUUGGCAGGACAAAAGCUAGAAGGUUAUACAAAAAAAGAAAUUAUUUAUGAGAACCUGAGCUUCGACGAAGUGUACGAAAUGGAGAAGAAAGGCAAAAUAGACGUGUGGGUGAUGGCGUUACCGAACGGUGUUUGCAAGCCGUACGUUGACGCUAUUGACAAGGCCAAGGAAUCUUCUUCUUCUAGGGAAGACAACAGCAUAAUUGUCGACCUCUCCGCUGAUUAUCGAUUCGAUAAAUCGUGGGCCUAUGGCCUUCCUGAGUUGGUUAAGCGAUCCGAAAUUGCUCAGGCCACCCAUAUUUCGAACCCUGGUUGCUACGCUACAGCAGCCCAACUUGGUAUUGCUCCCCUCGUGGAGUUUCUCGGCGGCCAGCCCACCGUCUUUGGAGUUUCUGGAUAUUCAGGGGCAGGCACGAAACCUUCUUCGAAAAACAACGUGGAGCUCCUAACCAACAACAUCAUUGCUUACAGCUUGACCGACCAUGUUCACGAGAAGGAGAUUAGCAGUCAGCUCGGUGUUGAGGUAGGGUUCAUCCCACACGUCGCAGUGUGGUUUCAGGGCAUCCACCACACAAUUAACAUUCCCUUAAAUAAGACAAUGACUUCACGAGAUAUCAGACAAAUGUACCAAGAUAGGUACGCGGGAGAGAAGCUGGUCAAAGUAGUAGGAGAGGCGCCAUCAGUAAAGGCCAUCAGCGGGAAGCACGGCGUUGAAAUAGGCGGAUUCGCGGUUCACAGUUCUGGGAAGCGAGCAGUCAUCUGCGUGACGAUCGAUAAUCUUCUCAAGGGAGCCGCAACACAAUGUUUGCAAAAUAUGAACUUGGCUCGCGGGUAUGCGGAGUUUGAAGGUAUACCUCCAAUGGAAUAGAAGGGGUUUUUUUGCUGGAAGCGGGCUCUCGGGAUUGAACGCUUGGCGAUGUAAAACUUGUAUAUACUGAAGCCGUGCGAAGCGUUAAAAAUGUUUAUAACCGUGGUGCGAACCUAAAUGAUUAAGGGAUGUUUCCCUAGUAGAAUCGGUAUGCUCUAUCGUUGAUGUUUCUAAUUGGUGUUUAUUGAGACUUGAAGUCUAAAAUCAGAUGAUCAAGUCAGGAAACCCUUGAACUCGGCUUCUGUAAAUAGCAAACGGCAGGGUCCGUUAGAAGACGCCGUUUGAAAGGCCUCGGAAAAAGAAAAGGGGGGCCAGACACCGAAUAAACCAAUUGCCUAACCGGGUACAUUAGGUACCUACCUAGGUAGGUACAUGUAGCUUAGCAUGCUUAGCGUAGGUAGUG